Messenger RNA from Propithecus coquereli (Coquerel's sifaka), 3253 nucleotides. RefSeq names its product lin-37 DREAM MuvB core complex component (gene LIN37). The transcript is spliced from 8 exons. The record is from RefSeq and is a predicted model, not a curated record. Bases 2454 to 3209 code for a protein of 251 amino acids. NCBI's taxonomy places the organism in Eukaryota, Metazoa, Chordata, Mammalia, Primates, Indriidae. Gene Ontology annotation, biological process: negative regulation of transcription by RNA polymerase II. Gene Ontology annotation, cellular component: Myb complex; transcription repressor complex.
CUGAGGUCGGGGACCUGUAGGGGAACACCUGGGUGUUCAAGGUUUGGGAGCCCGAGGGACAGGAUUAUCCCGAAAACGGGACUGCGGGACCUGCUCCCUGCGGCCCACCUGACUUCGCUGUAUUAGGCAGCUUGAGUUUGUUGCCACCUGGGCUGUGCUGGAAGUAGCUUUGAGACUGGACGGUGGGGGCGCGGGCAGUGUGGCGCGGUAAGACGCGGGGACCCCGAGCCGGUAACUCCGAGAAGGGCUCUUGUCUCGGCUCCCCCUCGGUUUCCCCAUUUCCAGCAGUGGUCAUGGUCAGGCGUUGUGCCGUGAGCCUGAAGCACAGGGAUUCUUUUAAUCUUCGCAGUCACUAUGUUUCAGUAAUCCUGGGAAGUGGGAAUUGUGGUAGGCGGGGAAACUGACGCUCAGAAGGAGGAGGUCAUCUUGGGCUGGGGCAGAGCUGAUGGGAUGCCAGGCCUGGCAUGGGAAGGGCAGUGGGAAGGGCACAGAACCCAGACAAAAAAAGAUAAUAGUAAAGCGAUGUAGAAUGUCUGAUGGCAUAAGCGUUAUUAAAAUAGAACAAAACAGAAGCUAUGGCUAUCAGGAAUGGGAGAGGUGAGGGAGAGCCAUGCGGACAGGCGAGGGAACAGCAAUUGAGACAAAAGAAAUAGCUUUGAAAAGUCCCCGAGGGUGGAAGCCUUGUCUGGCAUGUUCAGGGAACAGCAGGGGGGCCAGUGUGGUUGCAGCAGGGUGACUGAGGUGGCGAGUGUGAGAAGAGGGAGGCAAAUAUGUGAUGGGGUAGGGGACAGAUCUCGCGGGCCCAGGUGAGGACUCUGGCUUUUGCUCUAAGGGAAAAGGGAGCCAAGGGAGGGUUUUGAACUGAGGAGUGAGUUAAUAAAGGUGCCCCCCAAAUGCCAAAAAAAAACUGUGGGUAGAAAAAUGACCUGAAAAGGGCCUGACCACCAGUGAUGGUGGGGGGAAGGGCUAGGCCUGUGUACGCCAGGCUGGGGAGUGCAGACACUGCCCCUGGCAUGGGGGACUCAGGAAGGGUUCUAAGCAGGGAAAGAUUAGGUCAGAUUUGGUUUUAGGAAGAGUCCCCUGGCCACCUAGGGAGGGUGGAUCAGAAGGGGAGACAGGCAGGGAGCUCAGGGAGAGGAAAGGUCAGGACCAGAGUGGGCAAGGUAGGGAGGGAGUGUGUGGGAGAGGGACUCAGGAAGCCAAGGGGACAGGCCAUGGGGUUGGUGGGCUGGGGUGCAAGAAGAAGAGUGCUGUCUCUGGCAGGGUGCAGGGAGGGACUGGGGGACAGUGGAGCCACCCUUGAGGGGGCGGUUCAGGUUUAGAGAGACACUGAGGCCAGAGUGGGACCCAGUGAGUAGAAAGAACCUGGGGGAUGUCCAAGGAGCGGUGUCCAGGAGGCCAUGGGAUCCCCAAGUCUGGGCUUCAGGAGAGAAGCUGGGCCUGAGGACAGAGCUGUGGACACUAUCCAUACCCUUGGCACCUGCCCAGGGCUCCUUGCUACAAUCUCAGUGGUCCCCGAUCCCCCACCCUCACCCUGUCUCUCCUCUGAGCCAUGUUGGGAAUCCCUGUGUCUCCUGGUCUCCUCAAGAAGUCCCAGGACUGGCAAGGCAUGUCCCCAAGUACCCCUCCAGGCUCUGACCAGUGGGGCCAGAGCUCCUACCCGUCGGAAGGAGCGAGCAAAUGUGAGAGGACGACAUCCAUAACAUCAUCACUUCCUGAAGUUCUGUGUUGAAGGGGGGCAAACCCACGGGCUGACAGGGCCAGUGCAGGAAGGUGAGCCUAGACCUCAUUUCUGAGAAGGAAAAAGCCAAAAAAGGAUAUUUUAGGGAAAUCUCCCAAUUUUUAAAUGUUGUCAGCUCAUUCAGAUUUAAUUCAGAUUUAAAAUAACACCACUGCCUCCGCCAAACAAAGCAGGCCUGGGGGGCAGAUUCUGUCCCCAGUUGGAGCCUCUGCCUUAUAACUUCAGCUUUGGAGCCAGACAACCAGGGUUCAAAUCCUCAGCUCAGCAAUUUCUUCACUGUGUCACUUUGGGCAAGUAGCCUAACAUCUCUGUACCUCAGUUUCAUCAUCUGUAAAAUGGGAAUAAAAAUCAUAAUCUACUUCCAAGGGUUAUUGUGAGACUUCAGUGGGUUAAUACGUGUGGUGUGCUUGGAACAAUGCCUGGCAUGUAGUAAGCACUGUGUACAUCACUUACCAUUUCUCCAUCCUGUUAAGAGGUUCAUAUAUGACGUGAGCUUAUUUAAACCUUGCAUCGGUCCUAGCAGGUAGGUAUCAUUGGGAGACCCAUUUUCAAGAUGAGGAAACAGGCUCGGUAAGGUAAGGUAUUUGCUUUGGUGGUCAUGUGGGACAGCCUUGGAACUCAGCUCGUGCUUGUCACUUCCGUGUCUCUACCUGCUGCACCCUGUCAGCGUGCCUGAACCUGGCCACAGGGUUGGCCAGGGUGGAGGAUAUGCAUGCCCUGGGGCCUGGGACUAACUCCUGCUUGGCACCCUCCUCACCUAGAGUUGGAGAUGGCCAAGGCCCGGAACCAACUGGAUGCCGUUCUACAGUGUCUGCUGGAGAAGAGUCACAUGGACAGGGAGCGUCUGGAUGAAGAAGCCGGGAAAACCCCCUCAGACACCCACAAUAAGGAUUGCUCCAUCGCAGCCACUGGCAAAAGGCCAUCUGCCCGCUUCCCCCACCAGCGGAGGAAGAAGAGGAGGGAGAUGGAUGAUGGGCUGGCCGAGGGCGGGCCACAGAGAUCCAACACAUAUGUGAUCAAGCUGUUUGACCGGAGCGUGGACUUGGCCCAGUUCAGCGAGAACACACCACUGUAUCCGAUCUGCCGCGCCUGGAUGCGCAACAGCCCCACAGUGCGCGAGCGUGAAUGCUCACCCGGCUCACCACUGCCCCCACUGCCUGAGGAUGAGGAGGGUUCAGAGGUCACCAACAGCAAGAGUCGUGAUGUGUACAAGCUGCCUCCGCCCACAGCCCCCGGGCCAGCUGGAGAUGCCUGCAGAUCCCGCAUUCCAUCCCCGCUACAGCCUGAGACCCACAGCACCCCUGAUGAUGAGCCCUCCGAGCCCGAGCCUUCAGCCUCCACACUCAUCUAUCGAAACAUGCAGCGUUGGAAACGCAUCCGCCAGAGGUGGAAGGAGGCAUCUCAUCGGAACCAGCUUCGUUACUCAGAAAGCAUGAAGAUUCUCCGGGAGAUGUACGAGCGACAGUGAUGCUCCAGGUCCCCCCACCCCAAUAAACAUCCCCUGACUCCACA